CCCAACGUCCCUCUUCUCCCUCUGUUUCUGUUCCAAAGCUCUCCCUCUUCUGUACCUCUCUUCCCUCCACCGAAACCCUCUCUCAAACCCUCCAAAACCCUCUGAAAUUGAAACCCUCACUCAAACCCUAUACUGAUAUGGUUCUCAGGUGUUCAUUUGGGUUCGGCAAUCUCUCUCUCACUCACGAUUUGGGUUCGAAGUUCACAAUCUAGGGAUUUUCCAUCGGCGAUCUGGGCAUACAGAGGAUUUGGAGGACUCGCGAAGUGCGAGAAAAUAGCAAUGACAAAUCUCGCAAAUCAAUUGAAGAGUAAAGUAAACAGAUUUGUACAGAGAUGGCUAUCUCCAUCUCCGCUUCUAACCAUGCAAUUUGGGAAGAAAUCGAACGUUCUGGGAGCUACCUUGUUUCUUGCAUGUACGAGGAAGCAACAUCAAUUGCCUCUUAUGUUCUAAGGGAUUUAUGCAAUAAUAAGUUCAUUAAAGCUGGAGAAGAAACUCAAUUGAAUGACAUGUUGGAAUCAGCCAGUAUGGUGCUAGUUCAAUCCUUGAAGGAGCUUAGGAGGGUAUGUUUUCAGAUAUCGGAAGGUCCUUGUUCGGGGACUCAAGAAUUUCUUGAGGAAUUUCUUAGCAAGUGGAGAUUUUUGGAUGAAUGAUACUAUGUUCUUGCAAGUUUAGAAUCAAAUAUGGGUUAUAUGGAAGGAUCUGGUGGUUCUUUUGGUUCUUUUUUGCUAGCUGUUGAUAAGUACUUGGAAGUUGUUGAGGUCUACGUUGUAACACUUCUUGGGAUGGUAGUGAGAGACAUAGACCAUGCUAUCUGUUGGGUUGAGAAAGCCACAUUACCUGAGGAAAAGCAACAGGACCUUUUGAGGAGAUUACACUCUCUUUAUUCUCCCAAGGCCCGUGUAUCAUCACAAGGUUCUGUUGUAGCUUUGCCAGGUGACAAAUGUGAGACUCAUUCUUCUCUAAAACAACAAAAUACAUCUGAGGGAUCUCCAGAAGCCUUAAAAGCCUCAUACCCAUUCAAAGGAGAGAAUGAUAUGAAACAAGCAAUUUUAAAAUUAUCUCAAAGAGUUCCGUGCUUUUGGUGGUUCCGUACAUUCACAUUUAAGUUUGGCAAUGGUCAGCUGGUGAUAUCAAAUGGGAAAAUCGUGCUUGGCUGUUUUAUGAUUCUCAUGUAUUAUGUUUUGCAGAGGAAGCAAGCCACAUUAAAGAGGAUUUUCAAAAGACAAGCUUUGUCCAUGAAGAAGGCUUUGGUGGACUUGUGGCAGCUUGCCUUUUCUUACCAAGUGAACCCUCUAGCUGCUGUUCAACCUGUCCCCGCUGCAACCCGUGGGACCCGCUAAUGGUGCCGUGCUGUUUUACUGGAUUCUUCUCAAGGUUAUAUAGCAAAUUAGCAAUCAGUAAAUUUUUUUUUUAAUAUUAUUUUUCUUUUUAUUUUAUUUUUUUUGAACUGGUACGGAUAAUUUAUUUUAAGAAGAAUUUCACUUUGUCCCUUAUGGACUAAAGUGCUCUGUUGCAAUCAGUGUACAUAACAAUAAAAUGUUUAUAUCCAGGUCCCUUGUUAGGUAGCUAGUAGUGUAUGGGCUCAAGAAGUUUUUAUGAUAGCCCUCAUUGCUAGUGAACGAAAGCAAUGUCAAUAAAUUCUGUGGACCUUUUAUCUUGCUGUUUCUGAAUAGUGCAUCAAAUGUUUAGCA
This is a messenger RNA of Camellia sinensis, 1691 nucleotides long. NCBI's taxonomy places the organism in Eukaryota, Viridiplantae, Streptophyta, Magnoliopsida, Ericales, Theaceae. The record is from RefSeq and is a predicted model, not a curated record.